Polistes canadensis is the source of this 3467-nucleotide messenger RNA. RefSeq lists its product as uncharacterized. Gene Ontology annotation, cellular component: membrane. The coding region runs from base 743 to 1609 and encodes 288 amino acids. Lineage: Eukaryota; Metazoa; Arthropoda; Insecta; Hymenoptera; Vespidae. The record is from RefSeq and is a predicted model, not a curated record. The transcript has 7 exons.
UGCCCGCAAAUUAGUUUGGUUUAUCUUGAAAGUGUCUUGAGCACCACUGUUGCAAUGAAAAGAGAUAGGUAACAUAUCUACCUGUUGAAGCUAUGUUCGCGUUUAAGUGGGGGGGGGGGAUUCCAUUACUCUCCUUCUCUCUCUCUUUCAUUCUUUUGCUCCUUCUCUUUUCUUCUCUCUCUCCUUGGGUCCAAGCUUUCCUCCGAGGUGAGGAUCGGGCCGUUAGUCUCGUGUUGUAGGAGAGAGCAGUGGUAGUGCGUACCGCGAAGGUUCGCGUUCGAUUAACAGCAACGAACAACAUAACUAAUUUCAAAUCGAUCUAGAUCAACGAACCACGAACGACGCGCGCGAUCUUUCGAUCUAGAAGUGGUGUACCGUUUUAUUUUCCCUUAGGAAAAUAUUAUUUUCUUACCUCAACUCUUUUUUUCUUUUCUCCGCGCGCGUGAGAAAGAGAGGAAGAGAAAGAGGAACACAGUUGGUUGGUUCGUGGACCGGAUUGGUGAACUCAUUCUAUCUCUUUUUCUCUCGUGCCAACAUCACAGAUAGGAUUCACGGAUGAACCAAAGGCCGUUUUCUUUAUCUUUAUAUUCUUCGUCUUAUUCGUCCUCACCGCCGUAGCAUCCUAACGGUAUACGGGGGUGAAGAAGUGCUCUCUUGGAAAAUAAUAUUCAUAUUUUUGGAUAUUUAUAUAUACAUAUAUAUAUAUAUUCCAAAGAAGGAAGAAGAUAAAGAAGACAUCAGGAUGCCUUGUUCUGCAGUAACGCUGUCCCUCGCGACCAUAACCGGUAUCAUUGCCACUGCCCUCCUAGCUAUUGCCUUCUCCACGGAUAAUUGGCUUUACACCGAGGUCAAGCGUGCCCAAAUUCAGCAAUAUACAAGCAAGCACGCUGAACAAAGCCAUCUGAUAGAUCAAAUGAAUGCAAAGUAUUAUUAUUAUACGAGAACUCAGGGUCUCUUCAGGAUAUGUUAUCCCAAAGAAAGGCCACCUACGGUGGAGACGUAUUUGAGUCCGGUGGAAACGCAUUGCAUGAACAUUGAUUACUUCAUCCCCGAUGAAGAAAACCAAACGAGGGACUUCUCCGACGACGCAAUGGCUCGAUUACACAUGGGAAGAUCGGUGAUUGCACUCUUCAUGGUAGGUUUCCUAGCAAUAUUUUCUGCCUUUUGGACGGGAGUCGUUGGUUGUUGGCGAAGAUCACCAGGAAACAUCACGGCUACCGCCAUUUUGAUGCUAUUCGCUUGUUUACUAAGCGCUGGUGGCAUGGGACUUUGGCAUGGCGUAGAAUAUUAUGAGAAGGAAAAGAUCGUUGGCGAAGAAUACUACCAACAAUGGAGCAAUGUUCUAAAGGAUAACACAGCACAGUGGUACGACUGGUCGUUUUACAUGGCCUGGCUAGGAGUGGCUAUGUGUUUAGGCACGAUGACACUAUUUCUGAUCGCGGCAUCCUGUUUAAGAAAGGAACGUGCUCGCGAGCAGACCCAGAAUGUUCAAUACAUCAUGCCAGUGUAUCCUCAAAAACAACAGUACGCGUAUGCAGGUUAUCCAGCACCAGCGGCGUAUCCAGGGCCAUAUUAUCAUGGGUCGCAAUACGGGCCUUACAAUUAUUGAAAAUAUCAAAACUCGAUGAGAAGAUCGUUAUUGUAGUGGGAUACAUUAUUUUGGAUUAUGUUGAUUUUAACGUGUGCCAACAACCAGAGGCAUACAUUCGUCAUAUUUAAUCGAUCAAUGAAAUGAAAUGAAAUCAAAUCAAAUCAAAUCAAUGAAUUACUUUCUCUCUUGCUCGUCAAAAUGGUGGAUAUAAUAAGAAAUAAAGAAGAAUCUAAGGAGGACUAAAAAAAAAGGUUUAAAAGAAAGAAAGGAAGGACAAUUAAAGAAACAAAAAAUCUAUAUAUACGAAAGUAAAGCAAAGAAAAGAAAGGAGAGGAAAACAAAACGAAGUAUAAUUAAUUAACAUAAGUAUUGCCGUCCUAUGCCUCAUUUUCGACGAGUAAACUCGAAUAAUCGAGUUCGUACGAACGUUUUCUAAGGUCGUUCGCGUAGCUAAACUUCCGGUAUCGCGAUGUAUAAUCCUCUUGGAAGAUGAUGAUGCCCCUUUCGAGCUACGAUACGCUCCGUUUCCUUUUUCUAACGCAAAAAAAACAAAAAGUAGUACGAAGGAAGAGUUUACACGGCAGAUUGAUAUCUUCCGAAGUUGCUCUAACAUAGAUUUAACAUUUUCUAUAAUUAUUUGUUAGUUAGGAUUUUUUUUUUUUAUCAUUUUUUUCUUUUUCCUCAUCUCUCUCGCUCUCUCUCUAUCUUUUACUCUCUCUCUCUCUCUCUCUAUCUGUUUAUGUUUUUUUUUUUUUUUUAAAUAAUGUCGUAUCGAUACGAUCUUCGUGCCCUACUUUUUAUUUCUUUUUUUUUUUUUUUUUAUUUUUUUUAUUUUUGUAUAAAUUAUUAUUUAAAAGAAAAAAAAGCGUGCGCGCCCGUUAAUUCCAUUAUGGGAAGUUAGGUUUCACUUUCGUCGUUUUUUCACCUCCAAAGACCUAUUUACUACUUACGUAUGUUACUCAUAUGCGUUUGUAUUUACAUGAUAUGUAUAUACGUUUGUAAAGAAAAAAAAAAUAAGGAAAAAACGUUUAUUAUUGGUUUGAAACAGAAUUAUUUAAAAAAAAGUCACGAUAUUCUUUCGAUUAUAUUCUCAACGAUAAUUUUCUAUUAACUGACUGAAAAUCUAAUUCUCUACCGAAUAACAAAAAAAUAAAUAUUGCAUUUUUAUUCCGGCAAGGUAAGAUCAUUUUCGAUCGUCACACACAUUCACAUCCACACACACACACACACACACACAUUUAUUAUUAUUCGCGAGACUCUCUAUCGUCGUCUAGUUAUUUUGAUAUACAUAGAUACGUAAAAUACAUAGGAUACGUAAGAUUCAUUCGAGAUUGGGCAAAUCACGCACGUAUAUAAGUAUGUAAGUAAAAUAACAUCCAUUGUUAACAAAUAAUUGUAUCUAAAUCACAUGGAAAAGAAAUGACUAUUCUGAUUAUUUUUCUGUCUUUUUGAUUGUCAAUUAAAUAGAUUUUUAUUUAGAUUCGAUUUUUAAUAUUGAAUUUAAAUGAAAUCUUAAACAAAAGACUCUGGUGCUCUGAAAAUAAAAGAAGAAGAGUGAUAUUUUUUUUUCACGUGAUACGUUUGUUUUAUUAUCUUUUUUUUUUUUUGUUACAAAUUCCGUACUUUACCUAUUCUCUUGCUCACCAUGAUGGUACCUUAAAUGUAAGGCGUUAUUGAAUUAAACAAUAACAAAAAACAAAGUGGAAUUAAAUUACUUACCAUACAAUUUAUAACGCGAAUAAACGAACGAAAGACAAAUUAUUUCUUUUUAACGAUUAUUAUAUAAAUGUCAUCUAUACAACGAGUUCAUCGUAAAGGAGUUUAAGUAUAAAUGAUCUGAUAUUUAUAAUAAUUCGUGUGACAUUACAUAGUAUGU